AAAGGCGAUUGAAAUCCUGGACUUAGUAGGAUUUGAUUUAAAAGUAAUUAGGCAACAAAGAAUAUAAAUAAAAUAUGUAUCUUAAGAGUGAGGGCUUUUUAGACCAAAUCAAUUAUCUUUAGAGACUUGAAAAAAGUACAAAAAGUAAACAAACAUGCUCCAUAACAUGAAGUACAAUCAGUGCCGCUUGGCAGAUGGAAGAUUCGAAAUGAGCCAAGUCACGAACAAAGCUGGCCCAACUAAGGUCAAUUUGCCAAUUGGCCAACAGACCGCUUCCGGCCAACAGAACAGAGAUGAGAUGGCCAUCUCGACAUGAACGCCGAACGACGAACAUUUCCGUGUUCUGGAAUUCUGGAGUUCGAAUCUAGUUAGGAGGCAGUACAAAAACCGCAUUCAAUCGCUCAAACAGAACAGUUUUCCAAAUGACUUCCGCUCCAGGCUUCAGAUUUCCAUUACCACUGAUUGUGGUCCUCGCCGUGCUGGCCCUUGCCCUUGGCCAGGCUUUGGUUAUGGCCCGGGCCGAGCCGCAACCGGCUGGCGAGAACUUUGAUGUCGAGUAUUCGAACGAAUACGACGAUGUCAGGCCGCAUCUGGAGUAUCCGGAUGUGCCGAGACUGGACAAAAGGAUCGGUGAUGCAGCCCGGGAAUUCGGCCAGAACAUUACCCAGGCCUGGCAUUCGAUGGUGGAUUCUUUCAAGAACUACUUCGAGGAGCUGAAAAACCUAUUUGGGGCCUCGCCCUCCGAUCCCAACGAGGUCAACGAAGUAUUUUCUUCAUAUUGAGAAGAAAAUCAUUAUCAUUUUUUUGAAAUAAAAUGAAAUAAUUGCAAU
Messenger RNA from Drosophila bipectinata, 830 nucleotides. RefSeq lists its product as uncharacterized. The record is from RefSeq and is a predicted model, not a curated record. NCBI's taxonomy places the organism in Eukaryota, Metazoa, Arthropoda, Insecta, Diptera, Drosophilidae.